AUGCCAAAGGUUCUCAUCCCUAUGUGCAGCGGGUGGGUUCUGAAGUCAGUGAUGUUGCUUCUAUUGGUUCUGAUUACCAUAAAGUCUGUGCCGGAGGUUGUAGCAGCAGCUCAAGACAAAUCCGUAUCUUUGGGAAGCCGUGAGGAGCAAAUUGCUUUUUGGGAAGGGGAAAUUGAAAAGUUAAGGUCAAAGAGCCUCAUUGAGGCUGAGCGAAGAUACGGUAAUGCCAAACAUGAAUUGGAGGAGGCAAAGAAGAAUUCGGGAUGGUUUUUUGUUAGUGAAGUUGACAAGGCACGGAUAAAGCGACUGGACGAGGCGUACCGAGAGCGACUUGCUGAACUCUCUGUGUUAAAUAAGCAAGAGGAGAUGUUAUUGGCCAAACUCAAGCCUCUGUAUGGAAUUGUCUCGCAGCGCUUCAUGCAGGAGCAGCGUGACACAAUUGCUCAAACGUUGCGUACCUUGCAGGAUAUGAGUUACGACCAAGCAUGGUACAACUCCCUCUUUAAUAUUAGAGAGGCGGAGUCUUUUACGGAUCUAAUUAUCGGGUUCGCUAUUGAGUGGUUGUCAACUUAUAUAUUCAUGUAUCCAUUUGCAUCUCUCUACUACGCUUUUUGGUCGGCUCCAUGGUCCAUCUAUGCUUAUUCCUCCGGCCCAUUUGACAUUGUUGUGGGCGCUUUCGCUUGGGUGGCUUCAGUGACUUUCAUGCUUCUGCCGUAUCUUGCGCUUAUUGGUGGAGGUUAUUACUUAACUAGGAGCCGCGGUAUCCACAUCUCAGACAUGUUGCGUAGUUUUGGUGCGAGAAGACGAAGGGGCUGA
Molecule: messenger RNA, 816 nt
Organism: Trypanosoma brucei brucei TREU927
Lineage: Eukaryota; Euglenozoa; Kinetoplastea; Trypanosomatida; Trypanosomatidae
Exons: 1
Coding region: 1-816 (271 amino acids)
Source: RefSeq, a predicted model, not a curated record